Bradysia coprophila is the source of this 1969-nucleotide messenger RNA. Its product is annotated as ionotropic receptor 84a-like. Gene Ontology annotation, cellular component: membrane. The record is from RefSeq and is a predicted model, not a curated record. Gene Ontology annotation, molecular function: ligand-gated monoatomic ion channel activity. Lineage: Eukaryota; Metazoa; Arthropoda; Insecta; Diptera; Sciaridae.
UCAUUUAAAUAGCCGUACCCUCUGUGGACAUCCUACUAGCAAAAUAUUUUUUUUUCAAGUCAAUCAAAUUGCAACGAUGAUAUUCUGUAGUGGAAAAGUCGUCACGUUCUGCAUUGUUUGGUGUUUAAUCCGUGUUGGAUUUGGCAUUCAAGUGGAAAUGCUUGAAACUCUAAAAACUGUUCUGUAUAGGUUCAAUGCACCACUAAAGCUAACCAUUACGUCUUGUUGGGACGAAGAAACGAAAGUAAAAAUCGUACGAUUCAUUAACAGCGACGAUGGCGUUUCACCAAUGUUUCAAGUAGCAUUUAUGGAUCGAAACUGGAAUCUAACUGAAACCACGACCGACAGACAUCAAGAAGUAAUUGUUGUUGAGCUCAGUUGUGCAGCUAACACAGUCUUAAGUAUGAAUCGCCAAAUGUUCAACUAUUACAAAGUCAUUGUGUUCGAUGGCAGUGUGAAUUCGAGCAGUUGUGAUAAAAUGGAUGGUAGAAUUCAACAUCUAUUGCAGGACUCUCCCGUAUUGCCGAUCAGUCAAUUUUUUAUUGUUUGCAAAGACUUUGGAAACAAUAAUUUUGCAGUGAAACAAGUGUAUCGUCUAGGUACACUUGAGCCACUGAUAAUGGAAGAUCAUGCAACAUACAAUAGAACACAUUAUGUUAACGCAGUUGUAUUGCCGUCCGCAUUGAGAAGGAGAAAUUUCCAUGGAUUUCUCUUAAAGGCGUCAAUGGUUUUACUAAACAAUGAUUCGCUUAAUCAUUUGGAUGAUUAUCGUGACCUGCACAUUGAUGCCGAAGCAAAAUAUUCGUAUCAGUUAACCAAGCAUCUGAUAUCAUUUGUAAAUGCAACGGCUACAUUUUCCAUAGUUCCCAGUUGGGGCUAUCGAAAUAAAACCUCUGGAAGUUGGACUGGCAUGAUUGGUGAGCUGCUUCGCAACGAAGCUGAUAUCGGCGCCACAGGCCUUUUCUUUACAACCGAACGAAUUCCCGUGAUUGAAUACAUUUCGCAUUCGUCAACGGCCAGUGCAGGAUUCAUUUUUCUAUCGCCAAAACUAUCCUACACCGACAACUUGUACAUAUUGCCGUUCGACAGAUUGCUGUGGAUCAGUUUAUCGAUUUUGGUUUUAGUGCUAGCGCUCUGGUUGGUUGCAGCUAUUGUUUUAGAAUCGAACAAAUUUCCUCAAUCUAGAGCCAGAUGUGACAUCAGUGAUGUUCCAAUCUUGAUAUUUGGUGCCAUUUGUCAGCAAGGUUCUGCAGUUACUCCGCAUAGCAUUACGGGAAGAAUGAUCAUGAUCUUAUCCUUCAUCACGCUAAUGUUUCUCUUCGUCAGCUAUUCUGCCAAUAUCGUUGCACUGUUACAGUCACCCUCGAAUCAAAUAAAAACUUUGCCGGACUUAUACGACGCUAAGUUUCAAUUUUCGAUGACUGAUACCGUUUAUAAUCGACAUUUCUUUGCGACGGAAGCCGAACCUUUUCGUAAGAAAUUUUACGAAGACAGAUUGGUGGAUAAGGAUGGUAAAAUGAAAUUUAACACAUUGGAGCACGGCAUCAAGAAAGUGAGAGAGGGCCAGUACGCAUUUUUUUCGGAAGAAUCCGGAGCCUUCAAAGUUAUCGGCGAAACAUUUAUGGACAACGAAAAGUGUGGCAUAAAAACGAUGGGUUUUUUUCAAAUGAAUCUGAAUCCGUGGAACGCAAUACAGAAAAAUUCGUCGUACAAGGAAAUAUUUAAAACCGGCAUGAUGCGAAUUCACGAACAUGGAUUGAAGCAGAGGGAAAAUUUGCGUCAUUAUUUUCGGAAACCAAAGUGCUCAGGUGGAGGAUCGAGUUUUCGGUCGGCUAGUUUGAUUGACACUGGUCCUACCUUACUGAUAUUGCUAUAUGGAUUUGCCGCGACGUUGACUGUUUUCGUUUUGGAAUUAAUUGUGGCACGUACGUGUAAGGUUUGCACAAGAAAAACGAUCCAUUUUUAAAGA